Messenger RNA from Carica papaya (papaya), 2225 nucleotides. RefSeq names its product RING/U-box superfamily protein. The record is from RefSeq and is a predicted model, not a curated record. Lineage: Eukaryota; Viridiplantae; Streptophyta; Magnoliopsida; Brassicales; Caricaceae.
AUGUUAGUUGACAACUCUUCUAAUAAGGGUAAGGGUAAGAAGAAACCCAAGAAGAAGCCCACUGCACCUAAGGGUGGUAUGACUAAACCUGAAGGUAAGGGAAAAGCUUACCAAUCUGAUGUUGAAUGUUUCUUCUGUAAGAAGAAAGAGUAUUGGAAGAGAAACUGUAAGGAGUAUCUUGCAUAUCUAAAUGACAAGAAACAAGAAGGAAGCACUCCUGGGUCUGGUUUAUCAUGCAAUUUGAUUCACAUUUCAUGGGCACUUCUUGAACUCAAAUGCAAAGAUCUGGACUUUUUUCUUCGGACACUAUUUUUUCCUUUCUGCAGAUUCGACGAGUGGCUUUGUUUGAAGGUGAGAUGGGAUCCGGUGGGAGCAAGGCGCAUUCCGGCUCGUCAUCGUCAUCCUCUUCGUCGUCAUCACCAUCUUCGAGUGGUAGACGGAGGGAAGAUCGAGAGGAGUAGGUUUCCAAUCGUCGUGUUUAGCACCGCGUCUAGAUCCUGUGACAGUGACAACGAUGAUCAGGUAUGCAAUCAUCAAAACAAAGAAAAUGGUAGUGAUCCUUCAUGUACAGAACAGACAGAAACAGAACCAGACGAGGUGAAAACAAAUAGCGACAGAAAAGUUAAAGUUGAAAACUCUGAUGGGGAGCCUUGUGUAUCUUCCAAUGACGAGCUUGAUGGUUGGGGUGAAGCAAGCAUAGGUACUACUGCCUCCAGAACUGGUAGCACUUCUGCCCAAGCUUCUUCUACUCAAUCCUUGAGCACUGCAGAUCGUAUUCUUUCUCGGUUUAGUUCCAUCCCUGGUAAUGUAAGCUUGAGACUAAACAGAGCUUCCAGUUUAGGAUCUUCAAGAUCUUAUCGUCGUUCAUCAACAAGUCUUGCAAUGUUGAACAAUGAAGAAUGUCUUAGUAUAGGGUCAGGAUCUGCAGGUAGCUUUUUAGAUAGAAUUCAAACUCAGCAAGUCUGUGACUCACUUCCUGCAUCUCUAAGCAAUGGAACUCUUGGGCAAGUCGAUAGGAACCCCUCUGUUAAUGAUGCAGCUAGAGAUACUGGUGCUCUCAACAUGGGGCUUGAUGUCAACCUUAAUUCUCCCAGAACGGGUAAUGAUUUGGAUAGUGUUGACACUAGAACUUCUGAUAGAUGGAUAGGAGCUCGAGAACCUGUAGAAAGGAAUGUUCGUUUUAGCAGAACUCUAAGUGUUGGAAGACUACGUGAUAGAGUUCUUCGACGAUCAUCACUAUCUGAAUUUACAUUCUAUCCUUUGGAGCAGGUGAGAGAAAUUAGAGAUGCUAGUCUUGGUAGUGGGAGGCAGAUCUUGAGGGGUGAGACAAGAUUAUCAGCAACUGAAGGGGCUUCACUGACCUUCCCCUCUGCAUCUGGUCAUCCGCCAUCCAACAUCUCUGACUCAUUUUUUGGAAUUCAAGGUUAUGAUGGGGAAACCCCUCGUCCAAGGGAGGCUAGGUAUCAUGACCUAUUGGAACAUAGAUCAAACUUCCUGGAAAGGAGGAGAAGAAUACGAUCUCAGGUUCGUGCUCUUCAACGUUUGGGAAGUCGUUUCGAAAACCUCUCUGGUCAUGAGAGAACUUGUAUAUUAUCUGGUCAACAUCGAAGAGGUCGUUGCACAUGUCGUUCAAAUAAUCGUGAUGCCAAUUUGAAUGAUGACAGUAGCACUAGGGCUAGCAUAUCAAGGAUUGUUAUGCUAGCUGAAGCUUUGUUUGAGGUUCUGGAUGAAAUUCACCAGCAAUCUGUAGUUUUAUCUUCCCGACCUUCUGUGUCCUCAAUUGGAUCUGUCCCUGCUCCUAACAAUGUUGUCGAUUCAUUACCUGUCAAAUCAUACACCAAGUCACAAAGACAUCAAAAUGAAGAGGUCUCGCAAUGUUACAUAUGCCUAGUGGAGUAUGAAGAUGGCGAUUCCAUGCGGAUAUUGCCUUGCCAUCAUGAAUUUCACAAAACUUGUGUAGAUAGUGGCUUAGAGAUUCAUAGAGUAUGCCCACUGUGUCGGGGAGACAUUUGCCGAUCUGAUUCAGUGGCCGUAGAGAGCUGACAUUGAAGAGUUGUUUAAGUGUUGGGUUGUCAAGUAAUGAUGUAGGCAAAGCACAGGUUUUAUAGCUGGUUGAGAAGGUUGGAUAUUAUUUUGGGGGAAUGAAUGGAGAGGUUUGUUUAUGAGACUUCUUUCACCUAGAAAAAUAUAAUAAACUGCUAUUCUUGACAGCAUUCUUUUUAACA